Molecule: messenger RNA, 1772 nt
Organism: Chenopodium quinoa (quinoa)
Lineage: Eukaryota; Viridiplantae; Streptophyta; Magnoliopsida; Caryophyllales; Amaranthaceae
Product: type I inositol polyphosphate 5-phosphatase 5-like
Exons: 6
Coding region: 202-1659 (485 amino acids)
Biological process (GO): phosphatidylinositol dephosphorylation
Molecular function (GO): phosphatidylinositol-4,5-bisphosphate 5-phosphatase activity; phosphatidylinositol-3,4,5-trisphosphate 5-phosphatase activity; inositol-polyphosphate 5-phosphatase activity
Source: RefSeq, a predicted model, not a curated record
UUAGCUAACCUACUAGAUACCAAUUUUCCAUAUUGCGGCCCAACCAGGCAUUAAUAUGUUUGAGGAAGAAGCAAAAUGAGUAAUGUCAAACGUGCUAAAAUUGGUUUGCCAUAUAAAAUCAAAAACUGAAAUAUAUGACAUUGCGAAAUCAAAUUAUUGUACAAAAUUGUUCUUGUUAACAGUUAACUUUACUAAAGUCUAAUGUUUUUGUGGUGUACUAAAAUGUGUAAUAAAUUUUCAGAAAGAAAGACUAAUUCACAUAUUGAAGGGUUGGAUUUGUCCAAUUUUGAUUCGUCUUUGGCAUCAGUAGCACCUGUUACGGACAGCAUAGAUUAUCGGAUAUUUGUGGGAACUUGGAAUGUAGGUGGGAGGACUCCAAAUAAUGAGCUUAACCUCGACGAUUUCUUGCAGGUUGAAAGCUCUUCAGAUAUAUAUGUAGUUGGAUUUCAGGAAAUAGUACCUUUAAAUGCAGGCAAUGUUUUGGUGGAGGAUAAUGAACCUGCAGCAAGAUGGCUAGCCUUAAUAAACACAACAUUAAAUCGGAAAAAUUAUGAUUCCUUGCAUUCCCCGGGAGAUUCAACUCAUCCAAGCCCAAACACGAAAGCAUCCAAGGACUCGAAAUCCAACUUCUUUCAGAAGCCUAAUCUGAAAGUUCUUAGUAAGAAUUUCAGAGUAGACAGCAGCCUUGUUAAGACCUGUAAUUGCUGUUUUGAUUCAGUGACAGUACUUCCAGAAAGGCAUAGACCACGGCGUAUACAUGACAAUCCUUUCCAAACUCGUUACACAAGUAGCAUGGAAGAAUUAUGUUCAAUUGUUCCAGAAUUACCUGCUGUCCCUGGUCUUAAUGAAUAUAAUCUCAUUUCAAGCAAGCAAAUGGUUGGCCUCUUUCUUUCGGUUUGGGCUCGAAAAGAAUUAGUUCCAUAUAUUGGGCAUGUCAGAGUAUCUACAAUGGGCACCGGAAUAAUGGGCUAUCUAGGGAACAAGGGAUGUAUAUCAAUAAGCAUGACACUCCACAAAACUAGCUUGUGUUUUGUAUGUUCUCAUUUGGCUUCCGGUCAAAAGGAGGGAGAUGAGCUUAGGAGGAAUGCAGAUGUAUCUGAUAUAUUAAAAGGGAUGCAAUUCCCAAAGAUAUGCAAGAAAUCCGAAAAAAAGGCACCUGAGAAGAUCAUUGAUCAUGAUCGAGUCCUUUGGUUUGGAGAUCUUAACUAUCGCGUGUCUUUGCCUUAUGAAGAAGCUAGGCUUCUCCUAGAGGACAAUGAUUGGGAUACCCUCCUCGAGAAAGAUCAGCUGAUCCUAGAGAGAGAUUCGGGUAGAGUGUUUAGUGGAUGGAAAGAAGGACGAGUAAUGUUUGCACCUACAUAUAAGUACACUCAAAAUUCAGACAUGUACGCGGGAGAGACUGCAAAAUCCAAAAAGAAACGGCGAACCCCUGCCUGGUGUGACAGGAUAUUAUGGCAUGGACAAGGAAUUAAACAAUUGCACUAUGCAAGAGGAGAAUCGAGGUUUUCAGAUCAUCGGCCUGUAUGUGCCGUGUUCUCUGUAGAUGUGGAGGUGAAACGUAAAAUAGGCACAAAAUAUAGGAAAGGUCAUUCUUGCACUGGCUCCAGAUUAAGUGAGUCUAUGCCUCAACGUACAGUUUUUAUGAGUACUGAAUUCUAAGUUCUAACCACAAUAUAACAAUCUUUUUUUUUUUUUUGUAAAGUUCAUUAGAUCAUUCUUGUUGUAAUUACUGAGAAAGUACAGCAGCAAUAGCAAUCUAAAAUUUUGAUAUA